Molecule: messenger RNA, 1267 nt
Organism: Andrographis paniculata
Lineage: Eukaryota; Viridiplantae; Streptophyta; Magnoliopsida; Lamiales; Acanthaceae
Product: acetylserotonin O-methyltransferase-like
Exons: 2
Coding region: 56-1132 (358 amino acids)
Biological process (GO): methylation
Molecular function (GO): S-adenosylmethionine-dependent methyltransferase activity; O-methyltransferase activity
Source: RefSeq, a predicted model, not a curated record
CAAGGAAUCUUUUCUAUAUAUACAAGCAUUUUCACUGCAGCAAGCUUAUCCAUCAAUGGAGUCUAAAAUCAUGGCAGCUCCGAAGCCAAACGAGGAAGAAAUAGCCGCCGUCGAGGAUCUUCGGAAGUGCAUUUUUCAAUUCACUGAAUUGGCCAUCGUUCGAUGUGUCAUCGAGCUCGGCAUUCCCGACUUCAUCGAGACCCGUCCCAACGGCACGGUGACGUUGGCCGAGCUUUCCUCGGCCUCCGGGUGCUCCCCCGACUUCCUCCACCGUAUUAUGCGGUUCUUGACCCAUCGCGGCAUUUUCAAAGUCGUCGGAAUCGAUGGUGGAGAUUCAUCGAUCGUUUACGCCCACACGCCGUUCUCCCGUCUACUCACCAAGGAUCGAAUGGCGCCAUUGGUUCUAUUCUUUAGUAGCCCCGAGCUCGUAAACUCCAAGCUGAGCUUCUCGAAAGUCCUCGCGUCGAAUAAGACCGAAACAAACGCCUUCAAGGCUGUGCACGGCGUCGAUUUUGGGACGUAUAUGGUCGCGAAUCCUUCAUUCAACGAGUUGGUCGCUAAGAGCAUGUCGUGCCUAGGCGGUUCGAACAUAUCGUCGGUGAUCGAACACUACCCGGCCGCGUUCGAGGGGAUCGGUUGUUUGGUUGACGUCGGGGGUAGUGAUGGAACCGCGCUCCGUAAGUUGGUGAAAGCGUACCCGUCGAUUGUCCGAGCCAUUAACUUCGAUCUUCCCCAAGUCGUGGCCUUGUCGCCCGGAGGCGAUGACCGGAUCGAGCGCAUCGGUGGCGACAUGUUCGUCGAAGUUCCGCGUGGCGACGCUAUUUUGCUUAUGUCGGUUCUUCAUGAUUGGAGCGACGAAGUGUGUGUGAAGAUCUUGAAGAAUUGCAAAAAGUCGAUCCCAAAGGAGACCGGAAAAGUGAUAAUUGUGGAAAUUGUGGUCGACCACGGCAACCUUAAAAACACCUUCGAAGGAUUUCAUUUGGGAUUAGACAUGGAAAUGUUGGCACUAUCUUUCAAUGGGAAAGAAAGAAAUGCAAAGCAAUGGGGCGAUCUUCUAAAAUCUGCCGGCUUCUCCAAACACACCAUCAAAUAUAUUCCGGCACCAGUUUCUGUCAUCGAAGCCUAUCCCUAGUUAAUUUGUAUUACUCCAACUUUUUCAUUCAUGAAUAAAACCGCAAUAUAAAAUAUUAAAAAAAAAACAAAAAAAAGUUUGUUUUCUAAGUUUAUUGUUAUAAAUUUAAGUAAGACUUUAAAUUAUUUGUGUUCA